AUGUCAUAAUCAUACCUCCGCUUACUCCCCACUUGUGACAGGUAGAGCUGCGCACAGGACACGUGAUCACCGCGCUCAGUGCCCUUGAGACUUCCAGCUUCGGGACGGGACAGCGCUGCCGUGAUGUUGGGCUCUAGUUCCGGGGUGCGAGAGUGGGCUGCUACAGCCGCUUUAGCUGCUGGCGCUACUGCUCUAGGAUAUUUAGCUUAUAAAACGCUCUGCUGCAAAGAUAAGUGCUGCAAGUCCAUGAUAAACAUUGGCAUCCAAAAGGACAAUCCCAAGGUGGUUCAUGCGUUUGAUAUGGAAGACUUGGGAGACAAAGCUGUUUAUUGCCGGUGCUGGAGAUCGAAGAAGUUUCCAUUAUGUGAUGGGUCCCACACUAAACACAAUGAGGAAACCGGUGACAACGUGGGUCCUUUGAUCAUAAAGAAAAAGGAAUCCUAAAUUUAGAUCCAAAGACCAACACAUGUAAUCUAAAUGAUAGUGUUAGUUUACGAUCAUAUAUAGAAUGAGUUCAGCUUUAAAGUGGAAAAGUCACCUCCUUACAAUACGUGUUUUAACAUUGUUAUACUACUGUAUUGUUCAUUGUUUAUCUUUAAUUCAGAAUAUUCUCCCUGGCUUGUAAACCUUGUUUUAAUCUACCAAUAUACUGGGUUAACACAUUUUCUUCAAAUGUAUAAAACCGAAUGUGUUAAUUUUGAGGCAACAUUUGUGCUUUCUGUGCCUUGUUAAAGAGUUAGAUGACUUGAACAGCUUACUAGAUUGUACAAAAUAACUCACAGCUGAUUCAAUGGGGUCGAUCUAUUAAAAAACUGGCCUCGGUUUGAAGCUCUGAAAGUGGAUUCAUCGCCAUAGCCACCAUUAGACUGGUCCUGUUGAUUGAGCCAUUCCAUUGGUGGUGAUGGUGCUUCACACCAGAUCACUUUUUUAUGAUUAAAAAGGUUAUAACACGUACUGUUUUCUGAGCACUGUAUGAAACAAAGUACUCUUGAGCUGACAGAUCCACUUUAAUAAACAUUAUAGUGAAUUCUACUGAUAUGAAAGCCCACUGCCCAUAAAUGUGUUAGCAUUGAAAUCAUUUUGUGACUGAAGGUUCUGAGCCGUUCUCUGAUGGACUGUUUGAUGCCUCAUUUGCACUGUAUGAAUUACAUACCACUGUGUAUAUUGUAUUGUGUUUUUCAUAGGUACAUACAUGUGUGUGAUUGUGAACUACCUAUGGCGACAUUGGAAUGUAAAGCAGAUGCAUAGGCAAUAAAUUAAAAAUCCUAUGUGGCGUUCACUUUAAUUUAUACAAACAUUAAUCAUUUCCCAUGAAAAACGUGAAUAAAGGUAUUCUGAAUAUGUGAAA
Messenger RNA from Spea bombifrons (plains spadefoot toad), 1348 nucleotides. RefSeq names its product CDGSH iron sulfur domain 1 (gene CISD1). Gene Ontology annotation, biological process: regulation of autophagy. Gene Ontology annotation, molecular function: 2 iron, 2 sulfur cluster binding. Lineage: Eukaryota; Metazoa; Chordata; Amphibia; Anura; Pelobatidae. Gene Ontology annotation, cellular component: mitochondrial outer membrane; intracellular membrane-bounded organelle. The record is from RefSeq and is a predicted model, not a curated record. The coding region runs from base 124 to 444 and encodes 106 amino acids. The transcript is spliced from 3 exons.